AGUUAAAAAAUGAGAUGACUUUUGAACAGUAUUGGGAAACAUUAUAAGUACAUAGAAAAGUUUUAAAAGAUAAAACAUUUGAAUAUUCAAUAUAUAUAGAAGAUUGAAAGUGUAAAGAACCCAAUUAUUCAAUUAACAAGGCAUAGAAAAUAAUAUAAAAGAAUGGAAACUUCCGUCGUUUUAAAAUAAAAAUUUCUUAAAAAUUGAGUCACGGGAAGCUUAAAGAAUCAACAAAAAUCUAAUACCUAGGUUGAGACUCCUUAUGAAAAAAACGCAAAAAAAGAGCAAAAACGAGUAACAUAAAGAAACAAUCAUGUACAAUUUUGAAACCACUCUUACGUUAAACCAGUAGAUGCUCCGAAUCCAUGAGCAAGUACAGGAAGACGCGACAAUAUAAAAAAUUUGGUUUAAACAACAGGUUUCAAUUCCAUCUUCAAAAAUUUUAAAUUCUCGCAUUCAUAUAAUCUGACUAUAAAAAUGGCACCAGCUCCUCGACCUGGAAGUCUGAAAGACCCAGAAAUUGCUGAAUUAUUCAAUAAGCAUGAUCCAGAAAAGAUUUUUGAUGAUCUUAGGGAAAUCGGACAUGGUUCAUUUGGAGCUGUGUACUAUGCUCGUUGUAAUCUUACACGCGAAAUUGUGGCAAUUAAAAAAAUGUCCUACAUGGGAAAGCAAAGUAUGGAGAAAUGGCAGGAUAUUCUCAAGGAAAUUCGUUUUCUACGUCAAUUGAAUCAUCCUAACACUAUUGAAUAUAAAGGCUGUUAUCUCCAUGAAAACACUGCAUGGCUUGUAAUGGAAUAUUGUGUUGGUUCGGCAUCAGAUAUUAUUGAAGUUCAUAAAAGACCACUUAAAGAAGAUGAAAUUGCUGCAAUAUGUGACGGUGUAUUACAUGGACUCAGUUAUUUACAUCUUCUAGGAAGAAUUCAUAGGGAUAUCAAGGCUGGAAACAUUUUAUUGACAGAACAAGGAAUAGUAAAAUUGGCUGAUUUCGGUAGCGCUGCCAUUAAAUGCCCAGCCAAUUCAUUUGUGGGCACUCCUUAUUGGAUGGCGCCAGAAGUGAUUUUAGCAAUGGACGAGGGACAGUAUGACGGAAAGGUUGAUGUGUGGUCCACUGGAAUUACAUGUAUAGAACUAGCUGAGAGAAAGCCUCCUUAUUUUAAUAUGAAUGCUAUGUCAGCACUUUAUCAUAUUGCACAAAAUGAUACUCCAGCAUUGCAAUCACCAGAUUGGUCGCAUACUUUUCAAGAUUUCGUAGAAUCAUGUCUGAAAAAAUCACCACUUGAUCGUCCAACUUCCAGUGAACUUUUAGCUCACAUUUUCGUAUCUAAACAACGAUCGCCGAAUGUGCUCAUCGAUCUUAUUGCACGCGGUGUAUCUCAAAAUCAUGCAACGCAAGUUGCAGUUCAUGCUCUUAACGAACAUGGACCAAAUAACUUUGCAACCAUUCGUACAACAAGUAUAGUUACGAAGCAGCAAAAAGAACAUAUGCAGGAAGAUAUGCAUGAACAAAUGUCUGGAUAUAAGAGAAUGCGAAGAGAACAUCAAGCAGCUUUAUUGAAGCUUGAGGAGAAGUGUAAAGUUGAAAUGGAAAGCCACAAAGGAGCAUUGGAUAAAGAAUACGAUCUCCUUCUUCAUAAUUUCACUCGAGAACUAGAGAAAUUAUCUGUCAAACAUCAGCAAGAGCUUGAAAGACGAUUAAAGCAAAAUAACGUUGCUGAAAAAAAACUUUUCAAGGAAAUUUCUUUGAGACAAGAAGGCGAUCGGAAAGCAUUUGAUUCACAUCGAAAAAAAGAGUACAAAGCAAAUAAAGAGCGUUGGAAAAGGGAACUCUCAUUAGACGAUUCAACUCCCAAACGGCAAAGAGAUGCAACGUUGCAAUCACAAAAAGAGAAUUUAAAGAUGGCUGAAGCAGCAGAGGAACAAAGACUUUUGCGCGUUCAAAAAAACUACAUUGAGCUCGAAAUGCGAAAAUUUAAAAGAAAAAAGAUUGGUUCUUUUCAUGAUUUUGAAAAUCAAUUGCUCAGAGAUGAAUUGAGCAAAAAGCAACAACAACUCGAACAAGCGCACUCUAUGCUUUUACGUCAUCAUGAAAAAACACAAGAAUUGGAAUAUAGACAACAAAAAAGUGUCCAUGCAUUAAGAGAAGAUCAAAUAACGAAGCAGCAUGAAAGUGAGUUGAAAAAUCAGAAAGAUUAUAUGGAACGGGCUGAGCGUGAACUUAUAAGGAAACACGCCACUGAGCUAAAACAGCAGCCAAAAAGUCUUAAGCAAAAAGAACUCCAAAUACGAAAACAAUUUCGCGAGACAUGCAAAACUCAAACUCGUCAAUAUAAAGCAUUAAAAUCACAAAUCUUACAAGCAACCCCUAAAGAUGAACAAAAAGCUGUGAUAAAGAAACUGAAGGAAGAGCAACAAAGAAAAUUGACUCUUUUAGGCGACCAGUACGAACAAAGUAUCGCUGAUAUGUUGCAAAAGCAGUCAUUGCGAUUAGAUGAAAGCCAAGAAAUUGAAUGCUCUCAGAUUCGUGAUCGAUUACAAUAUGAGCUUAACAUUUUAACAGCAUAUCAGGAGAAAAAUCGUCAACAGGCUCAAACUCAGCGUGAUCGCGAAAGAAGAGAGUUAGAAGAGCGUGUUAGUGUAAGAAGGGCAUUAUUGGAGAGCAAGAUGGAAACUGAACUUCAGCAAUUUGGGCAAGAGCGUAUGGAAAGAAUUCGCUUACUCCAAGAAAAACAAGAAAAGCAGUUGGAAAUUUUCGAUCUAGAAAGUGUUAAUAUGGGCUUUAGUGCUCUUUCACUUGCUGAAGCAAGUCAGGAAACGUAUCCCGAUGAAGAAGGAAGUCUCAACGGUUCUAUGUUAUCCCUGGCCCAUAGCAACUCGUCAGCGAGCUUCCCAGCUGGUUCUCUUUAAUUCCUUUAUUAGUGAGCUCAAAAAAAAAGUUAAAUUAAAAUCUAAUCCUCAAGCACAUUAAGUAAAUAUCUAUCUAAUUGUUUUCCAAAUACUUUUUAUAACUAGGUAAUAUCUAAUAUUCCAUCAAAAUCUGUAUAAAUUUAAUUAUCAAACCUUUACAAUUUUUACGUAAAUACAAGUCUUCUCAGAUAAAGAAAUUAUAAUUAACGGGAAGAUUAUUUCUCAGUUAAUAAAAGAUACCCUCAAGCGUUCUUUGAAGAAAAUAUAUAUGUACACAUAUAUAUAUAAAUAGUUGUAAAUAGAAAUUAUGUAGCUCUAAAUUACUAGCAUAUUUGAAUAAUAAGUAUUCUCUUAAUAGACACCCAGUGGGUAAUUUUAGAUGAUAUAUGAUAAAUUUUUGAUUAAUAUUAUCUUGAAACCGCGUUUACACACUACAGAACAAGCUUUUUUUUUAAGCUGAUGGUUUAUUUAAAAUAAUAUAUCUACAAUUUAUCAACUUAUCUGUGCUGUCGUCUUAGGAAAAAUAAUUAAACAGCUUUUAUAGCAUUUACUGUCCUCUUUCCAUUCAAUGAAAAUUGAAACAAAAUUAUGACGAAUAAAAUCCUUAAAAUAAACAAGUUUUUGCAGAAUUCAUACACACGUUCAAAUUGCCCAAACUGUGAAUCAAAGAUUUAAAAGGUUAUUCAAAAUUAUAAAACCUUUACUGCAAAAUACUUACAGCCGUAUUCAUAAAAAAGGUAAUACAAAAUUUUCGAUUAAAUAAAUGUCCUCACGAGAUUGAAAUUUAUACAUUUAUGAAUAUACCAAGUAUUUAAUCGGAAUUGAAUUUCAAUCGAGUUUGAGUUUUUAUUGGCUUUUGAUUCAAAUUUAAUCAUAGCGGCGACUGUUUUGCUACUAGGUAGUUAAUUCAAUAUUUCUUAGAAAGAAGGUAAAAAAUUUUAGAUCAAAACUUUUCCUUAUGAAUACACCUGUUAGAAUAGAAAUGACUAAUUCCGAUUUUUUUUAACAUAUUUUUCAUUUUUUCCUUUUACGAGAAUAAAAUGAAAAGUGUUUUAU
Molecule: messenger RNA, 3960 nt
Organism: Clunio marinus
Lineage: Eukaryota; Metazoa; Arthropoda; Insecta; Diptera; Chironomidae
Source: the annotation of a GenBank genome assembly